This is a messenger RNA of Fusarium oxysporum Fo47, 1239 nucleotides long. RefSeq lists its product as uncharacterized. Lineage: Eukaryota; Fungi; Ascomycota; Sordariomycetes; Hypocreales; Nectriaceae. The record is from RefSeq and is a predicted model, not a curated record. The transcript has a single exon. Bases 1 to 1239 code for a protein of 412 amino acids.
AUGCAUUUCUUUCCUGACAAAGACCUGCUGGAUGACUUUCUGACGAGGGCUUUCAAAGACAAUGCCGUCUCAUCUCAGGCUCUAUCAUUGAACGGAAUGGUCCUCAAGGGAGGCAAACUCUCUCAACGACCAGAUACUCCAAUCCCAGUUACACGAAAUCCAGGGACUCGAGCGGGACCAUCAUUGAAUGCUCUCCGACUUCCCUCGAACAUAUCUAGCAAUCAGUUCCCAAAAGAAGAAGAGAAGCAAAGCCCGCAGUUUCCAUCCCGCAGUACAACCCCCAGCAAAAGGAGACGUACAGCGGGAUUCGGCGAUGAUCUUUACGACCUGGAUGAAGAUGGUGAUCAAAGCCCCAACGACAGCAUCAAGAGAUUCGCUUGCCCUUACUUCCGAAAGAAUCCUGAGCGCCAUCUGGAAUGUAUCAACCUCAAGAUGGUCCGUAUCUCCGACGUGAAGCAGCAUUUGAAGAGAAGGCAUACAGCGCCUUACCCCUGUCCAAUAUGCUCUGAGGGGUUCUUAUCGCUCAACUUGCAAGGAAACCAUAUCUUGCAACAGACCUGCUCCCCAGGAUCUGGAGCGAACUGGGAUAGUGUUUCAUUGGCUUCUCAGAAGGCCCUCCAGGCUCGCUUCGGGAAAAACCUUUCGCCAGAGGCACAGUGGUACGGGAUUUGGAAGAUUCUGUUUGGAACACCCCGUAAUAUGCCGAAGCCACAUCUGGAUGGCGUCGUUAAAGAGGUCAUAGGGAUUCUACGCGGAAUUUGGCUGGAUGAGGGCCGACGACUGAUUUCUGAGUUCGUAGAGGCAAAAGACCAGCCGCCCAGCUAUAAUGAUCAACUGUACCAAUUACUUGCGGGGAUUCUGGAUGAGGUGGAGGCUCGCUUCGAACAAAAGCCUUCAGAAAGAAUUUCCAGAAAAACAUCUGUUGGUUCGGAACGAGGCCCCGAGUCGACAGGAGUGCAGUUGGACACCAUCUUUGAUCCCACUACGACAGAUGACCCAUUUCCAACCGAUGACAGAGGAGGGUGCGUUUCAUCUUACAAUACUGCGAUCUUGCCUGUCGACUUCUCAGCUACGCCAUCAGAGGUCUCUGAAGUUUCCUAUCAAGCAUCAGAGUUCAGCUUCCCUGGAACGCAGCUGCUCCAGACUCAAUAUUCUUAUCCUGAUAAUCCUAUACCGGACUUCGACUUUGGGGAUUGCAAUCAGCAGCAACCUAUUCCUAUGGACGGAGCUAUGUUGUGA